Aaosphaeria arxii CBS 175.79 is the source of this 1258-nucleotide messenger RNA. Its product is annotated as formamidase FmdS. The record is from RefSeq and is a predicted model, not a curated record. The transcript has 5 exons. Gene Ontology annotation, molecular function: hydrolase activity, acting on carbon-nitrogen (but not peptide) bonds, in linear amides. Lineage: Eukaryota; Fungi; Ascomycota; Dothideomycetes; Pleosporales. The coding region runs from base 1 to 1224 and encodes 407 amino acids.
AUGGGCAAACAAGAGAUUCGUUACGCUGCCAAAGUGUCUUUAGACAAGCCUGCUGCUGAGCAAGAAUGUCUUCAUGCAAUUCCUUCGUAUGGUACUAUCAAGAACAACGAAGUCGUAAAGAUUGAAUGUGUGGACUGGACUGGAGGUCAGAUCGGCAACAAUGAUUCUGCAGAUGAUGUUCGGGACGUCGACCUAACAAAGAUCCACUACCUCACGGGCCCAUUCGACAUCGAGACGGCGGAGCCAGGAGACAUCCUCAUCGUCGAGAUCCAAGAUGUCCAGCCACUGCAAGACCAACCUUGGGGAUUCACAGGAAUUUUCUCAAAAGACAACGGAGGAGGUUUCCUCGACGAGAUCUACCCUAAGCCAGCCAAAGCUAUCUGGGACUUCGAAGGCGUAUUUUGUUCCUCACGUCACAUCCCCGGCGUUCGAUUUGCCGGUCUCAUCCAUCCCGGCAUCCUAGGCUGUGCACCAUCCCCUGAAGUUCUUUCCACCUGGAACAAACGCGAGGCCGAGCUUAUCAGCACACACUCGCAUCUUGACCGCGUCGUCGCCCAGCCUCCGAACCCACAGAAUGUGCAUGCAGGGUUAGCACCAGAGGACAUCAAGAAGAAGGUGGGCGAGGAGGGUGCACGUACCAUCCCUGGUCGUCCUGAGCACGGCGGCAAUUGUGAUAUCAAAAAUCUAUCCCGUGGGAGCAAAGUGUACCUGCCUGUGCAUGUUAAGGGUGCUAAGUUCAGUGUUGGAGAUUUGCACUUCUCUCAGGGUGAUGGCGAAAUAUCAUUUUGCGGCGCCAUCGAAAUGGCAGGCGUUAUUACCAUUAAGUUCACGGUCAUGAAGGGCGGAAUGGAACAACUCGGCAUGAAAUCGCCUAUCUACAUCCCAGGCCCCGUACAACCACAGUUCGGCCCAGGAAGGUACAUCUACUUCGAGGGGUUUUCCGUCGAUGAAAAUGGCAAACAACACUACCUCGAUGCUACUGUUGCGUAUCGACAGAACUGCCUGCGUGUCAUUGAGUAUCUGCGACGAUUCGGAUACAGCGAUUAUCAGAUCUACCUCCUGCUCAGUUGCGCGCCGAUCGAAGGCCACAUCGCAGGUAUCGUGGACAUUCCAAACGUGUGUACCACCAUAGGUCUGCCGGUGGAUAUCUUCGACUUCGACAUCAUGCCCCAUGUCAAGCCCGAGAAGAAGGACAUGGGCUCUUGCGCCUACGCGAGUAGUUAAGUUCGGCGUGAGGUCUUUGCCUUGUGCUUUUGAU